This is a messenger RNA of Lutzomyia longipalpis, 1432 nucleotides long. RefSeq names its product exosome complex component RRP41 (gene Ski6). The record is from RefSeq and is a predicted model, not a curated record. Gene Ontology annotation, cellular component: nucleolus; cytoplasmic exosome (RNase complex); nuclear exosome (RNase complex). Lineage: Eukaryota; Metazoa; Arthropoda; Insecta; Diptera; Psychodidae. The coding region runs from base 56 to 1396 and encodes 446 amino acids. The transcript is spliced from 4 exons. Gene Ontology annotation, biological process: poly(A)-dependent snoRNA 3'-end processing; rRNA catabolic process; nuclear mRNA surveillance.
GAACUCACCGGCAGUGUUGAUGAGAAGUUAGGUUAAGUUGAAUUAUCAGGUCAGGAUGUCGGGACAGAAUUUGCUCUCUGACCAGGGUCUCAGGUUGGAUGGGAGGCGUGCACAUGAGUUGCGGAGGAUCCAGUGUAGAUUAGGUGUGUUCAGUCAACCCGAUGGAAGUGCAUACUUGGAGCAGGGAAACACCAAAGUCCUCGCAGCAGUUUAUGGGCCCCACCAAGCGUCGUCGAAGCGCAUGAAUGUCGAGGAAGUUGUGAUAAAUUGUCAAUACAGCAUGGCAACAUUCUCCACUGGUGAGAGGAAACGUCAUCCACACGGGGAUAGGAAGUCCCUGGAGAUGGGAAUGCACAUCCAACAGGCAUUGAGUGCUGCCAUUAAGCUGGAAUUGUAUCCACGCUCCCAAAUUGACAUCUUCAUCGAGGUUCUCCAGGCGGAUGGGGGUAACUACUGUGCUGCCAUCAAUGCAGCAACUCUUGCCCUCAUUGAUGCUGGGAUUGGUCUGCGGGAGUACGUGUGUGCAUGCACAGCAUCUUUGGCCAAUGGAAAAGUUCCCAUGAUGGAUAUUUCAUACAUUGAGGAAGUCAGUGGUGGUGCUACACUCACUGUGGCAUCCCUGCCGUCAUCAGGAAAGAUUGCUUUCAUGGAAAUGUCACAGAGAUUCCAUUUAGAUGAUCUGUCCAAAGUUCUGGAGCAUGCACUAGAAGGUUGUCGGGAAGUGAAGAAAAUUCUCGAUCAGGCUGUUCGGGAGCAUGUACUGAAGGUUGGAUCAGCUGGAGAUUGGGGGACAAUUACUAAAAGAAAAUCCAAGAAAAUGGGAAAAUCAAAAGUGUCAAACAAGUCAAAAAGUCAGCAAGAGAUUGGGGUAAAGGAGGAGCCAGCAGAAACUAAGAAUACCCCAAAGGAAACGAAGAGAAAGAUUCCAAAACGGAAAAAGAAACCCGUUGUAGUGCCAAAGUUCAUGAAAACUGUUCGCAUGACAAAAAAGACAUUGGAUGAAGCUCUGAAGGCGCUUGAGGAAGAGGAAACAAAAGUUCCGGAACAUUCGCGGGAUUGCUUCAAGCCAUCCUGGCAUUAUUCUGACAGUGAAUACAACGAAUAUCCUCUCAUGACGGACCAACGAUUCCUCUUUGAGAUGCAGAAGUGCAUAGAUAGGGAAGAUUGGGUGGCAUUCACAAAGUACAUGCUUAACUUUACAUCAGAGAACAUCAAUAACUUCGUCCAGCAAAUACAGUUCAAACUGGCUGUUGUUGGCCUAACGUAUGAUCCUGUGGCACGAGAGCACAACCUUCUGAAGGAAUUGAUAACGAAUGUACAGGAAAGUGCAUUGGGUUGGAAGAGUGAUACAUUCUGCCCCGAAGAAACCGUGAGGAAGAUCUUUGCGAUACUGUAGUCACGAAAAAUUAGGUCAAUAAAUUACUUCACUGAA